This is a messenger RNA of Candoia aspera, 1513 nucleotides long. RefSeq names its product homeobox D3 (gene HOXD3). The record is from RefSeq and is a predicted model, not a curated record. Bases 192 to 1499 code for a protein of 435 amino acids. Gene Ontology annotation, biological process: anterior/posterior pattern specification; embryonic skeletal system morphogenesis; regulation of transcription by RNA polymerase II. Gene Ontology annotation, molecular function: DNA-binding transcription factor activity, RNA polymerase II-specific; RNA polymerase II cis-regulatory region sequence-specific DNA binding. The transcript has 3 exons. Gene Ontology annotation, cellular component: nucleus. Lineage: Eukaryota; Metazoa; Chordata; Lepidosauria; Squamata; Candoiidae.
UGCAUCCACUGAAUGUGCCCCUUUGUUCCAGGUGCACCUCCUUGCUUUAUCCGAGGGAAUCACCAGACUGUCCCCACAGCCUUACAGAUAAAAUUCAAGAAAAAACGUGAAAGGGGUGGUUUCGCGGGCAGCGACCGGCGGAACCCAAGACGUGAGAAAGCAAAGGCCGCGCGACGGGGCGGCGGCGGUCAAUGUUGUUUGAGCAGGCGCCCGAGGCUUUGGCGACCGCAGAGCCCAAAAUGCAGAAAACCGCUUACUACGAUAACUCGACGCUCUUCGGGGGCUACGGCGGCGGCGGCGGCGGCUACGGCAAAGCGGAUGCCUAUGGCUACACCAGCGGCCCGCCCCAGCCCUACGCCCAGCCCGCUCUGGAGACUGACUACCCCGGGUCGGCCUGCUCCCUCCAAAGCGCCGCCCCCCUUCGGGCGCCCCCGGCCCACAAAAGCUCGGAGCUCGGCGGCAGCUGCAUGCGCACCGGCGGAGGAAGCCAGGCAGCCCCUCAGCCGCCCUCUGGCCUGGGCGACCCGCAGCCGCCACUGCCACCUCAGCAACAGCAACCUCCUCCCCCUACGCUGCCCUCUCCCUCCCCGCCCAACAACGCCGCCCACGCGGGGUCCGCCAAGAAAGGCAAAAGCGGGCCCAAUUCUUCCGGCGGCUCCCCGGCCACGAUUAGCAAGCAGAUCUUCCCCUGGAUGAAGGAAUCGCGGCAGAACUCCAAGCAGAAAAACAACUGCGCGCCCGCAGGGGAGAAUUGCGAAGACAAGAGCCCACCUGGCCCAGCAUCCAAGAGAGUCCGCACUGCCUAUACCAGUGCUCAGCUGGUGGAACUGGAGAAAGAGUUCCACUUCAACCGGUAUCUGUGCCGUCCGCGCCGCGUUGAGAUGGCCAACCUCCUCAACCUGACUGAGCGUCAGAUCAAGAUCUGGUUUCAGAACCGCCGGAUGAAGUACAAAAAGGACCAGAAAGCCAAAGGGAUUAUGCACUCCCCAGUUGGCCAGUCUCCAGACCGAAGUCCGCCCCUAAGUGGUCCCAGUCACGUUGGUUAUACCAGCCAGCUGCCCACCGUUGGGAGCCUGAGCUACGACACUGCCCCAUCACCAACCUCCUUUGCCAAGUCGCAGCAAAAUCUGUAUGGCCUGGCUGCCUAUACAGCCCCACUCAGCAGUUGUUUGCCCCAGCAGAAAAGGUACCCAGGAACCGAGUACGACCACCACCCCAUGCAAAGCAACGGUGGUGGCUUUGCCAACCCCAGUUUGCAGGGCAGCCCCGUCUAUGUUGGCGGGAACUUCGUGGAUUCCAUGCCAGCCUCCGGCCCAAUGUUCAACAUCAGCCAUCUCUCCCACCCUUCCUCCGCGAGCGUGGACUACAGCUGCGCUGCUCAGAUCCCCGGCAACCAUCACCCUGGACCUUGUGACCCCCACCCCACCUACACAGAUCUAACUUCUCAUCACACAUCUCAGGGAAGGAUUCAGGAAGCCCCCAAGCUAACGCAUCUGUAGUAGACUGGAACCGA